Ictalurus punctatus (channel catfish) is the source of this 1912-nucleotide messenger RNA. It is a transcript of the gene ppp1r3g, whose product is annotated as protein phosphatase 1 regulatory subunit 3G. Gene Ontology annotation, molecular function: protein phosphatase 1 binding; glycogen binding. The record is from RefSeq and is a predicted model, not a curated record. NCBI's taxonomy places the organism in Eukaryota, Metazoa, Chordata, Actinopteri, Siluriformes, Ictaluridae. The transcript is spliced from 2 exons. Gene Ontology annotation, biological process: regulation of glycogen biosynthetic process. Gene Ontology annotation, cellular component: protein phosphatase type 1 complex. The coding region runs from base 84 to 806 and encodes 240 amino acids.
AUGGUCUCACCUCCCCUGUAUGACCCACUGAUCGACUUUCCUCACUUCAGACACUCUGUGCUCUUCUCUGACUCGGACUCUGGAUGAUCAGACGGGUUGACAUGUCGCACUCGGUCCUCCCCCCGGAGAUACACAACGGCCAUGGAGUCGACGACGAUCACGACUCCGAACCCGAGGAUAUUUACCUGCGGGACAGGCGAAGGGCCAAGUCCUUACCGGCCUACCCCGAGCAGGCCAAUCUGUUCAGCCGUCUCUCUCAGCGCUGCAGGAAGCAGGUCAAGUUCGCCGACGCGCUCGGCUUGAAUCUGGCCAGCGUGAGGCACUUCAGCAUCGCCGAGGAUCCCCAGGUGCCCUCCGAGGUGUUCGCCGCGCUGCGCGCUCUCCCCGCGCAGCACGAGCGCGAGCGCGAGCGCAAGCCUUCCAACUUCACAUUCGCUCGGGACACAGCAGCGGAGGUCACAGAGGCGCGCGUGAAUCGCUGCAGGGUCGCCCUGGAGACGGUCUCCAUGUCCGGGUGGGCCAUGCGCGGGGUCAUACGCGCCAACGUCGCGCAUAACGGCGAGACAGAAGUCGGGGUGAGGUACACGUUCAACCACUGGGCGUCCUACGCGGACGCGCCCGCGGUGCCCGUGUCUGGAGAGCGCGUGCACGACAUGCAGAGAUUCUCCUUCACUGUGCUCACGCCUCAUUUCCUCGAGCCGAACGCGAGUGUGCACUUCGCCGUGUACAUGAGGACUGACCGCGGGGAAUUCUGGGACAAUAACGACGAGCAGAACUACUGUGUGCAGUGUGGCCUCCUGCUGUGAACCCCCCUGAGUGCAUCUUACUCCACUGUCAACUAGAAUCUGAAUGAAACCCAAAGAAAACACCUCCACAACUCGGAAUUCCUACUCGGAAAGUCAGGAAGAUCUCCUGAACCCCAAGUUCAGCAAGUGACGUCAAAUCAACAUGGCUGCUCACAACAUCAGCUGUAAACAAAUGUGCAGUUCUUUCCCUUUAAAUGAGUUAUACUGUAUAUAACGGUAUGUACUUUUGAUCCAACAACACACGGGCAUAUUUUCUUGUUAAAUCUAUAACACUGACUACACAGCUAGCUGUUUUGAGGAUGAAAAUAUACAUCACUCUUCACCGCUAGUCGGUUUGAUUGCAACUAAAAAACAUUGAGAUGCCCGUAUUCUUUUCUCAAUUUGCAGCUCGAACGUAUGGACAUCGAGAAAUGAUGUAAUUCCAAUUUCUGACUUCUCACUAGAGGUUUUUUUUUUUUUUUUUUUUUUUUUAAUAUCCGACAAGUAACCUGCUCCAUAAGAUUUUCUGUUAUUGAUCAGUAACAUUUUCCAUGAAUGUCUCUACAAAUAUUGUGUUGUAGAAGACUAACUUGGAGCUUUUAUGUAGCUAACAUUGCAGUUAGAAUUAUGGGUAUGUAUUUACACCUGCCAUCGAGUGUGUAGCAGUGUUCCUGUCGCAGAACCGUUGCCUUGCGCACGUUAAAUCAGUGCCAGAACAUCCUCCGGUCUGUUGACUGCAUCAGCACACACUUUAACGCCGGUUCUUCAAUGCAGAUGGACCUUAAAACGUCCAGCGAAGUACUCAAUUUUCUAUGUUGAGGCCGUAAAGCUGGACCUUUAAACUCUGAAAAGCGCAUAUUACCUUACAUUUGUUUUUUUUUUUUUUUUUUUUUUACAUGUUUUGAUGAAAGGGUUGGUUUGAUUAAAGGCUUUUUUCAUUGUGAAAUGUAGGCUUCAAACAGCGACUCGUGUUAAGUCGUAUGCAUAUCAUAGCCAUUUCAUACGAUUGGAUAUGUUUUAAGCUUGUAAUACUAUGCAUGCAUCUAAGUAACUAUAACUAAUGGUAAUGAAUGGAGAAAAACUAAAAUAGCACAAACGUGUUAUUAAAAUUCUUGUUUUUGUGUGUG